GUCGCCGUCUCAUGGAAUCAUCGGUCUGCUGCGGGGUCGUGAUCUUAAAGCUAUCAGAACAAAAACCAACCAUAGGAGAAGAGGCCUACCUUUAGGGCUUCAAGCGACUUCGAAAGAAGAGAAGACAUGUUCAGGAUAGAGAGGCAAGAACGAGUACUAGCUCUUGGAAGAGUUAUUCUAUGUGGGACAGACAAGACCUUCGCAAGUCUGCGUUAUUUAACGCUAAUCCAAUUGAUUUUUUGGGACAGUGGGGACUCUUCGCAUAUGUAUGGUGUCCACCGAAACAUGAUCGAAUCCAUCCAGUUAGAUGCGAGUAUCACUGGACAAUGCGCCAACCACAGAUCCACUGUGACAGUUGUCAACUUUCAAGCAUACCGAAUGGCCGCGCAGCACGAUAUAAAGCUCGAGGUUUGAUCCCAUUGAUGAGGAAAGGAAAGUUAAGCCCUCCAUUCACAAUCAAUUGCCAAGCAAUGCCGUAUGCCUUUCCAGGGAACUAUGCUUCACGCACUCCAGAUGCUGCGUCAUACCGAGCUACUAAUCCAGCACCUCUGCGAACUCCAGAUGCCGUAUCUUACCGCGCUGCCAACCUGGCACCUCCGCGCAUUCCAGGUACUGCAUCUUACCGCGCUGGUGAUCGUGGGCCUUUGCACCCACGUGCUCCAUUCCUAGUAGCCCCGCCAUCAAAUGAGUCCAAUCACCCCCCACCAUUCCGUCGCCCUUCAUUCUCCUCGAUUACCCAACCCAUGCUCCACUCCCCUAGUGCUCACAAAUCCAGGGCAGUUUCGUCUACAGCGCGAGCGCAGCAUCCGUCCCCCAGUGCUGCACCAGCACCUUUCCUACCUCUACCUCCUCGUGUCGGUGGGUCUGGUAUGGCAUCAUCCUCUGGCAGACACCGGGUCGUCUCUUCUGGACCAUCUGUGAGACCGUCUGUGCCUAGUACUGAUUUGGCCCCUUCAUUUCCACCCGUGAUCGGACAUCAUAACGAUACCCUGUUUGCAAAUAGUAGCCAACGUGCUAGGAAGAAAACACUCCAGCACCCCACCGUUCAUCAACGGACCCUCCAGCAGCCCUCCCACCACUCAGUUAUACAGCAGCACCCGAUGUUGAAGGACUUCGCAUUAAUCGCUGCCGUGACAGCAGCUCGGUGUGAUCGUAACAACAACGAGUUCCCGUGGUACCUGGUAUGGAAUAUCGCAAUUAAGGACUGGAUGUUUUCCAAUUCGAAUACGGCUACAGUCGCAUGCAACAUCGCACCGCAAUACGUCCUAUCGCACCAGUACAAUCUCGAGGCGCUGUCCCCUGGGACAGCGGCAAAAUCGAAGAAAACGCGGGUUAUCCCCGAUUUUGCCCAGGUCUUGCAGCAUGUAACCACUUCAAAGAACGGUACCCCCAUCCUAGGUCGUCAGAAGGUCAUUCUGAUGGUGGAGAACAAGCCAAAAUUGUCAAGACAAAAAAUUCGUGGUGGGGUGUCCCCUUUCCCAAGCAUCAAGAAGCAGAUCUCCCAGCAAGCGGCCUUUGCCUUUGUGGGAGACUCCAGCCUUCACAAGAUUGGCAUGGUCGUCGCAUUUGGGGACCGUUGGAGAUAUGUCGAGUUCGCUCGCCCACGCAAUACUGUCCUGAAGGCAUGGACGGAAGCUGAGGACCAGAUGUAUGGUGUAACGAAGACACUAUUACCAGAGGAAGUUCCAGAAGAAUUGCGAAAGUUGAGCGUCGUGAAAGAUUACUCUUUUGAGUUGCUAGACCACAUGGGACUGUCAGCACAGGCUUUCGAGAUCAUAGCACAGCGAAUUAAGAGCCGGGAGAGUGAAAUGUGGAAUCUGUAAUCUCUAGAAAUCUUGUACGAGAUAUUUGAGGAUACCGUUUGUUCGUUCAUACUUAAAUAAUCAGCAUCACAUAUACCAGUUU
This is a messenger RNA of Suillus paluster, 1905 nucleotides long. RefSeq lists its product as uncharacterized. NCBI's taxonomy places the organism in Eukaryota, Fungi, Basidiomycota, Agaricomycetes, Boletales, Suillaceae. The record is from RefSeq and is a predicted model, not a curated record. The coding region runs from base 180 to 1823 and encodes 547 amino acids. The transcript is spliced from 2 exons.